UCACAUUGAAAGAUACAACAUUUUUUCUCUACAUUUUUGCCAUUGUGUUCAAGCUGAUGAUGAUUAUGAGUUUAUUUUGAGAAUUUAUGCCAUUUUUUUCUUCAACAUUAGAUUUAAUUAUGGCCAGUAUUUAACUGAUUUAUUGAUAUUUUAACAGUUGUGAUAGUUUAUUCCUUGUUCAAUAUCAAUACGAACAAGAGAGAUCGUUGACAAUUUUGUUAUCGAUCUUCGUUCAGCCACAGACAUUGGAAAUAUUUGUUAAAUAUUAGUGAAUAACAGUGAUAGCGAAGGUUCAUUGAAGUGAUAAAGUGUAUUUAUUUAACAACAAUGAUGGAAACAACGAAGAUGGAGCCUCUAACGCCACCUCAUACACCACCUUCUGGUUUACAUACAGCUUUAAGUUCACCAUCUAGGUGGAUGAGGACUCAGAUUCCAGGGCAAUUGCCUAUGGGACAUCCAAGUCCUCAUUCAGCACAUCCAGGAUAUCAUGCCACCUUUUUCGAUCAUUGGUUGAGAGGUGCUGCUCUUAUGGCUGCUGGUAGAUGUUGCUCUCAAACAUCACCUCAUCAUCAUACACCCACAGGACAUCCUAUGCACUCUGGACUCUCUAUACCUCCACCAGCAUCUUUCCUCACAAGAAGGCUGCCGGGUCAGCGACCAAAAAAACAAUUCAUCUGUAAAUUCUGUAAUCGACAGUUCACCAAGAGCUACAAUCUAUUGAUUCAUGAGAGAACUCAUACUGAUGAAAGACCAUAUUCGUGUGAUAUCUGUGGAAAGGCUUUCAGACGUCAGGAUCACCUUAGAGAUCAUCGGUAUAUCCAUAGUAAAGAAAAGCCUUUCAAAUGCAAUGAAUGUGGGAAAGGAUUUUGUCAAAGCAGGACAUUGGCUGUUCAUAAAAUCCUUCACAUGGAAGAAUCACCACACAAAUGUCCUGUAUGUUCACGAAGCUUCAAUCAGCGCAGCAAUCUUAAAACUCAUCUUAUGAUACACACAGAUGUACCUCAAGAUCUGCGAAUAGACUCUCACGUUUCUGAAAUUUCACAUUCUCCAAGAACAUCAGUUCCAAACCACACAGGACCUACCACAGAAGCUUUAAUAAACAUUGAAAGUCCUUCAAAAACACAAAAACUUGGAUUCACCAUAGCAGAUAUAAUGAGACGUUAAAGCUGAUGAUUUGUUAGCUAAUCAAUUAGGCUGCGUUCUACAAAUAUAGCUAAUUUAAAUGUUUAUAGUAUUAUUGAAUAGAAUAGCGAAACUAGUGCAUGAGAGGAUAAAAGAAUGAAUGAGGGGAAUAAGAGUGUUGAAAUAUUUGGAAAGUACUUAAAUCGUAGAUUUAUUUACAAUAGGUCCUAUUGAAUUAUUUAGAGAAUGACUGAGCUUGAUGAUGAAUGAAUGAAUGAAUCCACAGCGACCAGAACGUCGUUAAACGUCACCAAACUGUAUAUAUUUACGUUUUACUUUAGGAUUUACUUUAUGUUAUUUUAUUCACUUAUUUAUUAUGUUUUAAAUGAAAAAGUCUGUGCAAAUUAUGUUUUAGAUAAACAAAUAAUUAUUCUUAAUUCAAAGUCAUUAAUAAUAUCUAAAUUAUGUCAUUAUUAGACUCUUUAAAAUUUUACUAUAUGAUAAAUGUAGUAUUAUAAAAAAAAAAAAACAAGUAUUUAUUAAUAUAACGAAUAGUUAUUUGAAUAUUAACAAAAAUAUUUUGCUGAGAUUCAAGAAUAAAUUAUGUUACCAUCCACUCAUUUAAACUUACAAGACUUUUUUAAAAUAUAUUUUUUUUCCCUACAUAUUCUUAAUUUUUUUGUUAUUGACAAAUUGAUGUAAAAAAUAGUGCAUUUAGAAUUUAUUGAAUACUUUUUUAUCUUAUUCUUUUUCUCUGAAUGAUAGAAGAACAAGAUCUCGAUUGGAAAAUUAAUUAGCAUUUUCUUAGCUGAGUGCAUCUUUGAAAAUUUAUUUUCCAUGUUUUCUUAGGUUUCUUACAUUUUCAAUGACCUGUAAAUAAUAGCUGACCCUCGAAAAAAAGAGGGCCUUGUCUGGCGUUUUGUCAACUCAAGACCACCCACACUGUACAUAUAAGGCCCUUUCGUUGAAGGUCUACUUAUUUUUAUCACUUCUUUAUUUCACUACCUAUUCUUUAUCCACUUUCGAAAUUCUUUGUUGUAAGGUGUUACCACUAAUUUAGGCUUUGUAAAUAUAAAUAUAAGAUUGUACAGUUCUCAGAUAAUGUAGGAAGUUGAAAAGCAUAAAGCUUUACAUAAAAUACAGUUAACAAUAAUAAAGUAAACUAAUACUUAAUGAAUGGAGAGUUAUUAGACAGAUUUAAGUUUACUUAGUUUUUAUUGUAUGAGUUUAUGGAGAAAGAUUGUAUUGCCUUUUUUUUCUCCUUCAGAAGGAAUAGUAGUAGUUAUAUUAGAGUUCUCAAUUAUGGAUUUAUAAAUUAAAGUGUCAAUGCAAAGUGUGCAGAAAAAAUUUAAAAAAUCCAUACAAUAAAAAAAUAAUAAUAAAUGUUUAAAGAUCAAAGUACAUUUCUAGACAUAUACAGUUACCAAUUUGUGUAUGCUAUGGGUGAUUAUUAUGUUAUCAAAUGUGUUUUAUGUCUCAUAUUGUAUUAACGAUAAGACGUAAAUACCAAAAAAUUUUAGUAAACUUUCAUCACUUGUAACUUUAUCCUAGUCGAGUUCUAGCAAUUUAUCAAUUAAGACUGGGAAUAAAGAAGAUUAAAUAAUGGAUAGUAAUGCAAAUUUAAUUGCUUGUAUCAAAUUUUAGUUUAAUCUAAGAAUGAUCUAUUCAAUUAAUUAAUUUAAUACGAAAUCGAAAGACAUUAUUUAAGCAAAAAUAAAUGAUUUAAAUAAUAUUUAAAUGAAACUAUAAAAAAAUGUUAAAGUUUCAUUUCAUUGUGGUUUACAGAUAAAUAAUUUAUUAUUUCAAUUAAGUUAAGCAAUUUGAGUAAAUUUUUAAUUACUUACGUAGUAAAUCUUAGUGUUUUAUUACAAUACACCAAAAGUGUUCGAAUGCAUCACUCAUUGAAUUAACAUUGAAGACAUUUUUAGUACACUUGAAAGAGUUUUAAAGAGUAACAAUAUUAUUUAAACAAGUGACGCCACAUUGAACACUUUCAGUGUAUUGCAAUAAAACACUUGAAUUAAAAAUAUGCAAUGUUAAUAAGUUCUUUAAAAAAUUAUAUUUAAAAAAAAAAACAUUCCAAAAUCAGUUAAUUUUUUUUUUCUAUUACAUGGAUUCUUGAUGCUGAAGAUCAAUGUAGAUUAUAAUGUAGAAGCUAAAUGUUGUAAUAUUUAAUAACAAUUUAUAAAAAUGAUUAACUAGAAAUUCAUCUAAUAUUCAAUCUUUAUUCCGAAUACUCUUUUUUAUCAAUUAUAAAGUACAUUACGACAAAUUACA
Messenger RNA from Chelonus insularis, 3399 nucleotides. It is a transcript of the gene odd, whose product is annotated as protein odd-skipped-like. The record is from RefSeq and is a predicted model, not a curated record. The coding region runs from base 328 to 1164 and encodes 278 amino acids. Lineage: Eukaryota; Metazoa; Arthropoda; Insecta; Hymenoptera; Braconidae. The transcript has 2 exons. Gene Ontology annotation, cellular component: nucleus. Gene Ontology annotation, molecular function: DNA-binding transcription factor activity, RNA polymerase II-specific; RNA polymerase II transcription regulatory region sequence-specific DNA binding. Gene Ontology annotation, biological process: embryo development; regulation of transcription by RNA polymerase II; embryonic hindgut morphogenesis.